UUGGGUGAACUUUCCCUUUUGAGCUCCCCAGCAUCACUAGAGCUUAUGCAUUAGUCAGAACAGAACUGACAAUUAUAGCAUCAGAUCAUUUCCUGAACAUUUCGAAAUAAGGUUCUUUGAAUUGUUACUAAAUGUUUGCAUAAUUUUCUCCACGUAUAAUUCUGCUUGAAGAAGUUUUGGCUGCUAAAAACAGGCUAUUGUCUUGCUUAAAGGAAUAGUUCACCUUCAGUUGCUGGUCCCCAUUGACUUGCAUAGUGUUGUGUUUUUUUGUUUUUUUUCCCCAUGCUAUGGAAGUUAAUGGGGACCAGCAACUGAAGGUGAACUAUCUGUUUAAUAUGUGUGAAUGCAGGCUUGCUGGUGGGAUUAGUGGCCUCAGGUUUUUUUUUUGUUUUUUCUUCCUCCGUGUGGGAACUUUAAUGUUUCCAUCUUCACUGAUGUUUAUUUUCAUAGAGAAUUUGACACAUUAUGGACUGCCUGUGUCUUUUUAAUAUAACAUUUUCUUCUGAGUUCCUUGGAGUGAGUCUUUCCGGUGAGCGCUCUUGUAGUUCAUACAGUAGUGCACAGUGUUAACAAUGCCAACAUUAUGGGUUCGGUUCCCACAGAAUGUAAGAAAAGAAUAAAAAUAUACUUUGAAUAUAAUAUGUGUAAUAUACGGUUACUUUUUAGCUACUUGUAUGUCUUUUGAGUCUAAGUUUGAGAAUAAUUGCUGUUGAAUUUAUUGAAAUAUUCUUGCCAUGUUGCUAAUAACAGAAAUUCCCACAUUAAAGUAGAAUUUGGUUUUUCAAAAUAUAGAGAAAAUGUAAGAGAAAAUCUAACGUGUAAGACUACAGCUGUUGUAUGGGACAGUAUCUGACUGGCCUGAGGUAAAUCCUUAGAAAUAUCAAGAGUUUUUGCUUAUACUCUUUAUAGCUGUACAUGCCAAUAGUAGAAUCUCAGUGGUUAGACAAAAAACUGCCGGAAGCAGAGUUCACACAUUCAUCAUCAUGUGCGAGACUAUUAUUUAGCAUCGGUGCUUAUGCAUUUGUGAACAUUUGUGAGGAUGUGACAUUUCUCGCCAUAGUGCACACUUCUGCUGCUUCAGUGAUCAGAUGAGACCAUGAAGCUGUUUGGACUGUAUUUCUCUGCUGUGUGGAUGUUGUGCUGCUGUUGCUGCUGUCGUUUUGUCUGUGGCAGAGUUCAGUGAAUUUUCUGAAUUAUCAGUCGUACAUUUAUCUCAUUGGACCCUUUAAAAUGUGCAAGGUAUCAAGCUCUUGUCUAUGUCCAAUCUUUCACACAGGUCAUGGUGUGUGCAAUGAAAGGAAGCUUGUUACAAGAAUCAAUUUAACCACAGAACUGCAGUCUGAAAUCCUGCUGCCGUGCCUUUUUGAACAAGCUCUCACUGGAUCAAAUCUGACCAUGAAUUCAGUUGCUGAGUGGACUCAGAUUAAUGAAAACAUUGACUUCAUUGUAGAGAUCAAAGUAAAUGGUCAUGAAAGCUUCUGGAAUAACAGACACAAUAGAAUUAAGGCAUUCCGUGAUGCUGCUGCCUCUGGAAAUUUCUCCAUCCUGAUUAGAGAUGUGCAGCUGUCUGAUCUGGGUCUCUACCGCUGUAAACUCUACACAGAUAUCAACUGUUCUCUGGGCUAUAAAGAGAUAGAAAUCAGUCUGGCUGCUGUUGAAUUUUCACUGCUCAAUAACUGGCAGCUCAUAGUUGCAGGAGGAGGAGGAGGAUUUCUAAUUCUCUUCAUGAUCACUGUGUGUGUUUACUAUGCGUGGACAAAACGGGAGUCUGAUAACACUGCUAUGAGACCUGGUGAGUAAACUGUAUCAAUAUUAUACAACAAAUCAACAAUGUAAAAUAAUUCAUACAUGCUACUAUAAUACAGCAAAUGAAGUGAAAGUUACAUGAUGUAAAGGCAUUCAUGAUGUAUAAAUCUCAAUUUCAUAAAAUUGACACUUAAGACUGAUUUUGUGGUCCAGGGUCACAUAUUGUACAAAGCUUCAUAUCAUUAACAUUUUCUCUUAACAUCAUUUUCAGGUCCAGCAGUUGAUGCAAUGAUCUACACAACAGUUGUCUAUGAGAGACUGCCAUAAAAGCAAGGCUUCAGUGAUCAGAUGAGACCAUGAAGCUGUUUGGACUGCGUUUUUCUGCUGUGUGGAUAUUGUGCUGCUGCUGCUGUCUUGUGUAUGGCAGAGGUCAUGGUGUGUGCAAUGAAAGGAAGCUUGUUACAAGAAUCAAUUUAACCACAGAACUGCAGUCUGAAAUCCUGCUGCCGUGCCUUUUUGAACAAGCUCUCACUGGAUCAAAUCUGACCAUGAGUUCAGUUGCUGUGUGGACUCAGAUUAAUGAACCCACUGACUACAUUGUAGAGAUCAAAGUAAAUGGUCAUGAAAGCUUCUGGAAUAACAGACGCAAUAGAAUUAAGGCAUUCCGUGAUGCUGCUGCCUCUGGAAAUUUCUCCAUCCUGAUUAGAGAUGUGCAGCUGUCUGAUCUGGGUCUCUACCGCUGUAAACUCUACACAGAUAUCAACUGUUCUCUGGGCUAUAAAGAGAUAGAAAUCAGUCUGGCCGCUGUUGAAUUUUCACUGCUCAAUAACUGGCAGCUCAUAGUUGCAGGAGGAGGAGGAGGAGGAUUUCUGCUUCUCUGUCUGAUCACUGUGUGCGUUUACUAUAUAUGGAUAAAGCGACAAAAAAAUGAUGAAAUAACCCAUGCGUCAGUUGUUCCUAAAUCACGCAAUUGCCAUGACAGUGAAGGACAAAAAAAUGAUGAAAUAAUCUAUGCAUCAGUUGUUCUUAAAUCACACAACUGCCAUGACAGUGAAGUUAUUCUGUAUAAUAACCCUGUAAAUAGCUCAGCAUCAGACCUUGUCAGCCAAGAGACGGUCCUUUACGCUACUGUCAAGCAAAGAGAGAGAAGAUGAGCAAGUGAGCAGCGACACGUCCAAAUUAAAACACUCAAGAAAAAGAAAAUAUUGUACAUCUUGUAUUGUUUGAUUUGAUUUGACAAGGAGUAUAUGAUGUUUGAAAUUGUUACAAGUAACAUCAUUUGAACCUUUUCUAAAGCACCAGGCAAACCAAAGUAAACCAAUUCAUACCCUUUUCUCUUGAAAAAAAAAAAGUGUAUUAAUAACUACCCUAAUUGUGGAAAGACAUUUUGAAAGACACACGCUUGGCUCAGCUGCAUGAGUCUGUGUGUUGCAACUACUGUGGAUGAAGGGUGUGAAACUCAACUCAGCUACUUUUAUCACCUAAACCACUGAAACUUUUGCAGACAGUGUGACAUGUGUUGUCUUGGUAAAGAAGCAUGUUUCAUAUUUCAGGCCAAGAUGCUUACAGGAAACCAGAGUGGAAAUUCCCAAAUCCAUGAGCUUCUUCACAAAUAAGCUACAGCUUCUGUUUUGUCAUAAAGUGUGAAAAUAUUUUCUUA
Messenger RNA from Onychostoma macrolepis, 3406 nucleotides. RefSeq lists its product as uncharacterized. The record is from RefSeq and is a predicted model, not a curated record. NCBI's taxonomy places the organism in Eukaryota, Metazoa, Chordata, Actinopteri, Cypriniformes, Cyprinidae. Bases 2103 to 2900 code for a protein of 265 amino acids. The transcript is spliced from 8 exons.